AUGGUGCAGUACAUUGAUAGUCACUGUCACCUGACUACUAGUAGUCAAGAUGGAGGUGUAGGACGACAGUAUGAGGUGGACCAUACUGAAAUGCAGCUGUAUGUUAUGUCAUGCAAUGCGUUGGACUGGAAGGCAUUGAAAGCUGUUGGAGUAAAGCAACAAGACAUUGUGGUUGGGUUUGGUGUUCAGCCUUACUAUUCACAUCUGUUUAGGUUAGGUGGGGGUGCAAGUGUGAGCAAAGAGGAGCAUUACAAGGGUGUGUUGGAAAGUAAGGAUGGGCAGCAGUUGUGUGAGGUCAUCGGGGUGCUGCCGGAGCCCAUUAAUAUAGAAGAGUAUAUCACAGGUGCAUUUGAGGAGUUCGGGGAACAAAUCCGAUGCAUUGGAGAGAUUGGGCUUGAUGGAGCGUUCCGUUUGCCGUCAAAUGGAUUUAACCAGGAGGAUAGUACCGGGGAUGCUGUCGGGCUCACCAACGUGCGGGUUAGAAUGUCGCAUCAAGUGGCAAUUUUCAAGAGAUUUUGUGAGGUGGCUGUAGCAAAACGAUUACCAGUGUCUAUACAUUCCGUGAGGUGCCAUGGGAAGAUGUUUGAACUAUGUAGAGAAUUACUGCUCCCUCAUGAAGAGGUUAAAAUUGAUAUGCAUUCCUAUUCAGGAAGUGUAGAAUCUGUCAGUACUUGUUGGCUCAGAUGCUUCCCCCAGAACAGGAUCUAUUUUGGCAUCUCUAAAAUACACUCUUUAAAGAACUAUGCCCGUGGACUAGACUUGCUUAGAUCGAUUCCAUUGGAAUGCUUGCUUACUGAGACUGAUUUGCCAGUUAAUUCAACACCCGCACAAAUACUCAAAAAAAAUAUUGAAUAUGUAAUAGAAGCAAUAAGAGCAUCACAUAAACUGGCGUCUACUCACGAAGCAGUUGCUCAAAUUUAUGAAAACUCCUGUAGGUUUCUUUCUGUGUAA
Messenger RNA from Eremothecium cymbalariae DBVPG#7215, 951 nucleotides. Its product is annotated as putative endodeoxyribonuclease. NCBI's taxonomy places the organism in Eukaryota, Fungi, Ascomycota, Saccharomycetes, Saccharomycetales, Saccharomycetaceae. Bases 1 to 951 code for a protein of 316 amino acids. The transcript has a single exon. The record is from RefSeq and is a predicted model, not a curated record. Gene Ontology annotation, molecular function: hydrolase activity, acting on ester bonds.